UGUCAGCAGAGGCUUUAUUCUAGUGGAAAAGGCAGACAAUAAACAUAUGACUGCAUGAUGAUUUAAAAGCAACUGCGAUAAGUGCUAUAACAAGCUGAUGAAGUCUAGGGUGUUAGCAGAACAAUUAACAGUGGACAUGACAAGCUCAGGGUCAUCUUCACCUUCUGUGCCCCCAAAUAUAAGUGACCUGCUCAAAGUUACUCAACCAGUAAAAGAGGGGAAACAAAACUCUGUCUUCCUACUUAGGGAUUCUCUGGUCUUUGGACCAAACCUUGGAAUAUAACUUACAUUUGGGCCAAUAGCCUUGCUUUCCCUAUUUAUACUCAUAGGGAAAGCCAGCUGGAAUAUGCAUGAAUCAACAUUCUAACCUCAGAGAUAUAUUUCUAAAAUUCAAAACAGAAGUUAUCACUGAUACUUGGUUCAGUUGAACGACUGUGUUCAUGAAAGUUGAUACCAUUGCCAUUCCUUGAUUUUUACAAGCAUAGCAAAGUUAAAACGUUCAACACACCCAGAAUGGGCAAUAAAUGGAUGUGUUGGAAUGGUCCUCCUCAUGCUGGCACUUCAACAACACAGCAAGCUAUGUACUUUUGAACAGGGGUUGGAACAUUUUUCCUGAAAGUGAUCUUCAAUCUUGCAAUUUUUCCAAAUUCUUUUAUUUUGCCAUAAUCUAUUAAUUAUUCUACUUGGCAUUAUUGAAUGCAAAAUAAGUUUACUAAGCACCUACUAUGUGCCAAACCCUAGGAAUACAGGGAAAAGUAAGUCUCUGCUCUAAAGUAACUGACAGUCUAGGAGAGAAGUCAUUAACAAAUAAAAAACUAUGCUUUGGUUAUUGGUCAAGUAUUCCUCAUACUUCUUCAGAAUGCCCAAAGCUCUCUUGGCAUAAUGACACAGUGAGGGGUGGUGAGGGUGGGGUCAUCAAGGAAAGUUAUAUGGGACUGUUUUCCCCAAGAAAGGGUCUUGCUCUGUCACCCACGCUGUACUGCAGUGGCGGGAUCAUAGCUCACUGCAGCCUUGACCUCCAGGGCUCAGGUGAUCCUCCCCCUCCGGCCUCCCAAGUAGCUGGGACUACAGGUGUAUGCCACCACGCCCAGCUAAUUAUAUUUUUUGUAGAGACGGGGUCUCACUAUGCUGCCUAGGCUGGUCUUGAACUUCUGGGCUCAAGAGUUCUGCCUGCCUUGCCCUCCCAAACUGCUAAGAUUACAGGCGUGAGCUACUGCACCCGGCCCAUAUUGGAUUUUAUUUCCUUUUCUUGGUGCUCAUCUUCCUUCACAACUUCAAGAUGGGCAUAAGAUGUUUGACAACAUGGUUCUUCAUUAAGUCCAACUCCUUAUCAUAAUAGGGCUUGGGAAAUAUUCAACACGAGGGCAAUCAUGCUAACACAAAAAUGGGCGCCCCCUAAACCUUGUUACUUGUUUGCUCACUUAUAAGAAAAGCCAACUCAAAGGCUCAACUGAAUUCUAGCACUAAGAUUCCUUCCUUGCUGUAGAAGAUCUAUACCUGGUCACUUCCAUGAAAGUUACAUAGGCGUUCCAAGAAGCCUCCUGCAAUGCAGUUGUGACUCAGCAGGUAUGCGAGUAAUGACGGUCCUGUGGUAUUUCCUGCACCCCCAGAGUCCCAGAGUUUGUGAAGGACCGUGUAAGAGGACACCACGCUGGCUUUUCAGUGGGCGCGUCCCUCCUGGGGGCGUCACCAGGCAACCCCAGGCGGAAGUGGCGGCGGCCCAUCCUCAUGCAAAUUGCAGUGUAAGAACUGGGGCCCGGGACUCCCCGCAAAUGUGGGGCACUGACAUUCUGUGAUGCUGUCCCAAUGCCCUUUCAAAGCGCUCAGCCCCCAAAUUCCCAACCAACAGCCAUUUCAGGGAGGGGCUGCCCAGGACCAGGCUUUUGAUGAACCACGACUGUUCGGGGUGCCGUCUUGGGAGAGCCACGUCAGUCCCUCCGAGAUUCCAAACGGCCGACAGCGGACACCUCGGGACCACAUCCGAGCCUCGGGGACCUGUCGACGCCAUCGACGAUCCUGGACCAAAUCCCGCCCGGGAAGGGAAGGGUCGCGACCAGACCCUGGAGACCGACGGCUGUCUGGCGAUCUGAGCCCACCCCGGCGCUGCCGUCCCGCCCCCACUUCCGAUCGGUCGAAGGUCACGUGCCCUGACCCCGCCCCGCAGACGCGGCUCCUCUAGCUGAGACCGUCCCGGCUUUCGCUUCCGCCGGAAGUAGGGAGACUUUCCUUUUCCGGCUACGGGUCCCCAAGCGGAGCGGGAGGCCGGACCGGGGAGCCGAGCGGCGGCGUCGGCGGCGUCGGCGGCGGGGGCGACGGCGGCGGGGGCGGUAAUGGCGGAGCUGGUGCAGGGGCAGAGCGCUCCUGUGGGGAUGAAGGCCGAGGGCUUCGUGGAUGCCCUGCACCGGGUCCGGCAGAUUGCUGCUAAAAUUGAUUCAAUUCCUCACUUGAAUAAUUCCACACCUCUAGUGGACCCCUCAGUAUAUGGAUAUGGAGUACAAAAACGGCCCUUGGAUGAUGGAGUAGGUAACCAGUUAGGGGCCUUGGUACAUCAAAGGACGGUAAUAACGGAAGAAUUCAAAGUGCCUGACAAAAUGGUUGGAUUUAUUAUCGGCAGGGGAGGUGAGCAGAUUUCACGGAUUCAAGCAGAAUCUGGUUGCAAAAUUCAGAUUGCUUCAGAGAGUUCUGGGAUUCCAGAGAGGCCCUGUGUACUUACCGGAACCCCAGAAAGUAUUGAACAAGCCAAACGGCUCCUGGGACAGAUUGUGGACCGCUGUCGAAAUGGACCUGGCUUUCAUAAUGACAUAGACAGCAACAGCACAAUCCAGGAGAUUCUCAUUCCCGCAUCUAAAGUGGGUCUGGUCAUCGGCAGAGGAGGGGAAACAAUCAAGCAGUUGCAGGAGCGGACAGGGGUGAAGAUGGUCAUGAUCCAGGAUGGCCCAUUGCCCACGGGAGCAGACAAGCCUCUUCGUAUCACUGGAGAUGCAUUUAAAGUACAGCAAGCAAGAGAAAUGGUACUAGAGAUUAUCCGAGAAAAAGACCAAGCUGACUUUCGGGGUGUACGUGGUGAUUUCAACUCUCGAAUGGGAGGAGGCAGUAUAGAGGUAUCUGUGCCUAGGUUUGCUGUGGGGAUUGUAAUAGGAAGAAACGGGGAAAUGAUCAAAAAGAUCCAGAAUGAUGCUGGUGUGAGGAUUCAGUUUAAACCAGAUGAUGGGAUUAGUCCAGAAAGAGCUGCCCAGGUCAUGGGCCCUCCGGAUCGGUGUCAGCAUGCAGCGCAUAUCAUCAGCGAGCUGAUUCUUACAGCCCAGGAAAGAGACGGCUUUGGAGGCCUGGCAGCAGCCAGAGGAAGAGGUCGUGGCCGUGGCGACUGGAGCGUGGGAGCCCCUGGUGGCGUCCAGGAGAUAACAUACACAGUGCCAGCCGAUAAGUGUGGCCUCGUCAUAGGCAAAGGGGGUGAGAACAUCAAAAGCAUCAACCAGCAGUCAGGGGCGCACGUGGAGCUUCAGAGGAACCCCCCUCCCAACAGCGACCCCAACCUGCGGAGAUUCACCAUCAGGGGGGUUCCCCAGCAGAUCGAGGUGGCCAGGCAGCUCAUAGAUGAGAAAGUUGGCGGGACCAAUCUCGGAGCACCUGGAGCCUUUGGACAGAGUCCAUUCAGCCAGCCACCUGCCCCACCUCAUCAAAAUACCUUUCCUCCAAGGAGCUCCGGGUGCUUCCCAAACAUGGCUGCCAAGGUGAACGGGAACCCCCACAGCACCCCGGUGAGUGGUCCUCCGGCCUUUCUGACCCAGGGCUGGGGCAGCACCUACCAGGCGUGGCAGCAGCCCACACAGCAGGUCCCAAGCCAGCAGAGCCAGCCGCAGAGCAGCCAGCCCAACUACAGCAAGGCCUGGGAAGACUAUUACAAAAAACAGAGUCACGCCGCCAGCGCUGCUCCUCAGGCCAGCUCCCCACCGGACUACACAAUGGCCUGGGCAGAAUAUUACAGACAGCAGGUCGCUUUCUACGGACAGACGUUAGGGCAGGCGCAGGCCCACAGCCAGGAGCAGUAGGACAGUGUCCUCGUCCCAACUCUCCCCUCAAAAUCAUUGUCAAAGAAAACCUAUUUGUAACAGAGGUUUUUACAUUUGCAGAUCUUUUGAUGAAGAACCGUUGUUUUGUUCUGUGAAACACUAUAUUUAGAUUAACGGAAUUUUUCUAAAAAUCGGGAAAAUUAGUUACUAAAAAUUGCUGAUCAUUUUUGUUUCAUUAUUUUUGUUAUUUCAAAUGUAUAAGCUCUGGGAUUCUUUUUGGAGCAAUACCUACAAAGUCAGGCACCAGAAUGUGCCUCAGAGCUGUGACAUUUCAACAUGAUGGUUUUGGUUUUGUUUUGUUUUGUUUCGUGUCCUUUUUAUUUGCAGUUUUUUCUGUUGCAACAGAAAGUGGCUUGGAAGUCUUAGGUGGUAUGUAACAAAUUCUUUUUAAAAAUUUUAAAGCAGUAUUUAAGUAUUCUUAAACGUGUAAAUUCAUUUAAUGUUUUACUUCUAAUUUCUCGUAUCUUGGCUGUCUGGUUUUAUUGCAUUUUUAAAAAAACUGAACUAUUAUGUAUUGUAAUGAAUGAUGUGAAUUCUGAAUUGAGACAGAUAAUUGUAUUGCUGUCCAACAGGGGUUGGGAGGGGCAUUUUGUAGGGUUUGUAUAAUUUCUAGAGUUUGAAAGGGGUAAUAUAAAAAUGUGUUCAUGUGUUUAGCAUACUUUUUUUAUGUCUCCAUUACCAGUUGCAAUUGUGUAUCUAAGACCUCCAAGCUUGUUUUUAAAACAAAACAAAAAACCUUUCUCUAUUCUCUCAGAAAUAUAAAUACUGUUAUUUUUAAUAUUAAGAAAUUCAAUAUAACUUUUAACACACUGUGGAACAUUAAACCGUAUAAAAAUGUAGUUAUAACUAUUUUUAAUUCCAAGGUGUUGUUUGCUUUUUUCUUUUAAAUAUUUUCUUAAUAUUUUGUCAGAUUAACUAGAUGAAUAAAUAAAUCUAGUAUUAACCACAUUAUGAAUUAAAUAAUUUUGAUUUAAUGAAAGGGAUAAUAUGAUUUCCAGUGUUUACUGUAGUGUAUCUUGUACAGAUAACAUGUAUUUUUAAAGGAAAAAAAACGGAAUUGAAGCUAUUUUUUCUUGCAUUUCUAAUUGACCUGAGGGACAUUCCGUUUGAAAUGUACUGAAGUUACAGUUUCUGGUUUUUUCUCCUCAUUUUUCUUAUAAUGCUUGAAAUGUCUAACUAUUAAAAAAGACAAUUGGAAAAUGUUAUGCAUGGGGUUUUUAAGAAAACAAAGCGUUCUUUUUAUUUGACUGACAAUUCAUUUUACACUCUAUAUAAUAAAAUCUCCACAAGGCAUCUUGUGGGCAAAGUC
Molecule: messenger RNA, 5379 nt
Organism: Pongo pygmaeus (Bornean orangutan)
Lineage: Eukaryota; Metazoa; Chordata; Mammalia; Primates; Hominidae
Gene: FUBP3
Product: far upstream element binding protein 3
Exons: 19
Coding region: 2331-4049 (572 amino acids)
Molecular function (GO): RNA binding
Source: RefSeq, a predicted model, not a curated record